Messenger RNA from Salvelinus sp. IW2-2015, 654 nucleotides. NCBI's taxonomy places the organism in Eukaryota, Metazoa, Chordata, Actinopteri, Salmoniformes, Salmonidae. The record is from RefSeq and is a predicted model, not a curated record.
AUGUAUAAGCCUCUCAUUCCCCUCUUCAGGGCACACCCACAGACACCGCCAUACACCCUUCAAACACCCCCCAGACAACCCCAGACACCCCUCAGACCCCUCCAGACACCCAUCAGACCCCUACAGACACACCUCAGACCCCCCCAGACACUCCUCAGAAACCACCAGACACUCCCCAGACACCCCUCAGACCCCCCCAGACACCCCCCAGACACCCCUCAGACACUCCUCAAAAACACCCCAGACACCUCUCAGACACACUCAGUCACCCCAGACCACCACUUAGACACCCCACAGACACACCCAGACACCCCUAAAACACCUCCAGACCACCCAUCAGACACCCAUCAUACCCCCCAGACCCCCCUCAGACACACCCAGACACCCCUAAAACACCUCCAGACCACCCCACAGGCAUCCUUCAUACCCCCUCAGACACACCCAGACACCCCUAAAACACCUCCAGACCACCCAUCAGACACCCAUCAUACCCCCCAGACCCCCCUCAGACACACCCAGACACCCCUCAAACACCUCCAGACACUCCCAGACACCCCCAGACACCCCCAGACCACCACCAGACACCCCUCAGACAUCCCCAGACCACCACCAGACACCCCUCAGCCAGCCAUGUCUAUUAAGCAACAUCCAUAG